AACCGCGAAAGCGCUUGCAUUGCGUCCGCACGGUUGCAUUAAUUUUAGACGCAAUCUAGAAAUGAAAAAAUAAGCUAAUUCGCCGCUUUCGAACUAGUUAAAAUGCAAAUAAAGUUUAUAAACGGUCCGUAAACAAAACAAAACUUGCAGGCGUAGCGACACAUCGAGCGCAGACGACGAGAGCGAAAAGUACCUCGAGAAUCCAAAAUGGCGUCCACGCAGGAGGAAGAGCAAAGCUUGCGGGAAUGCGAGCUUUACGUUCAGAAACACAACAUUCAGAAGCUACUAAAGGACUGCAUCGUUCAGCUAUGCGUGAGCAGGCCGGACAAUCCGGUCUCUUUCCUGCGGGAGUACUUCGCGCGACUCGAAAAGGAAGCGGCGACGAAGGCGAAGCAGCAGCAGCUUUCGCCGAUGGCGACCACCCCGCCCGGCGAGGAGCGGGAGGACGAACUCUCGCCCCUGCCCGUGCCGCCCCAGCGUAACCGGCGCGGGGCAGUCAGCGCCGAGACCUACUCUGAGGAGGAUGCAACUUCUUACGUCAAAAAGAUGGUCCCCAAGGACUACAAGACAAUGGCAGCCCUGUCCAAAGCCAUAGAGAAAAAUGUUCUCUUUUCACAUCUGGACGACAACGAGCGCAGCGACAUCUUCGACGCCAUGUUCCCCGUAGUUCAUCGUGCCGGGGAGGUGAUCAUUCAGCAAGGCGACGAGGGGGACAACUUUUACGUCCUUGACCAGGGAGAGGUGGAUGUUUACGUCAACGGACAGCUGGUGACCACCAUUGCCGAGAGCGGGAGCUUCGGAGAACUGGCCCUCAUCUAUGGCACCCCACGUGCGGCCACGGUCAAAGCGAAGACGGACGUCAAACUCUGGGCCAUCGACCGAGACACAUACAGAAGGAUUCUGAUGGGAAGCACCAUACGGAAGCGCAAGUUGUACGAAGAGUUCCUCAGCAAAGUCUCCAUCCUAGAGAGCCUGGACAAGUGGGAGCGGCUGACAGUGGCGGACGCGCUCGAGCCCGUCACGUUCAACGACGGCGACGUCAUCGUGGAGCAAGGGAUGCCCGGAGACGACUUCUUCAUCAUCGAGGAGGGGUCCGCAUCCGUGCUGCAGAGACGUUCCGAAAGCGAGCCCCAAGAGGAAGUGGGCAGGCUCGGGCCAUCCGACUACUUCGGCGAGAUCGCCCUGCUGCUGGACCGGCCCCGGGCGGCCACGGUGGUGUCGAGGGGUAACCUCAAGUGCGUCAAGCUGGACCGGUCCCGCUUCGAGCGCGUGCUGGGGCCCUGCGCCGAGAUCCUCAAGCGCAACAUGACCCACUACAACAGCCUUAUCUCCCUGUCCGUCUAACGGGCCUCCGCGCCAUGCACCGCCGCCCCCGGAAGACGCACCGGAAGACGCAGGGGUGACGAGAAGAAGCCGGCGGCAAAGGGCUCCCCUUUUUGCAUAGAGACGCACGCCACACGCACAGCAAGAAACGCCUCGCCGGAAAAGGAGGGCACAGUUCGUCUCUCCGGGACGCCAGGCUCCUUUCCUUCAAACCUCGAAAGAAACUGCAACAACACCCUUUCCUUUUUUUCUCCUGAUUUUACCUCCUAUGCGGAACAUGGUGGCACGGUUGCUGUCGAAGACGACACACACAAUCCGACUGCGUCUUCGUGGCACGCUCUCAAGGGAGGCCCUGCACCUCCUGGACCCUCUCCUUUUCCAACGUCCCUCUCCUGAACCCCCCUCCCAUUUUUCAGCUUCCCUUUUCUGACAAUCCCCCUCCCAGCUCCCCUUUUCCAGCUUCCUUUUCCUGACACCCACCCCCACACACACAAAAAAAAAAGUCCCUCUUUGUACCUGUACAUAGCCUUAGUUUUUGUAACUUGUGUGAGUCAUUGAAAGGAAAGAAGAAGAAAAAAAAAAAGUUGAGACGCUUUUGUGUGUGCCGUGCGUGGGUUGGCGAAAACGUUUGUUGGGAACUGUCGAGGGUCCCCUCCCCCUCUAUCUUUGCUUUGUAACGUGGGUUUGUUAUACCUCCGCCCCCCUUCACUGUCUCUUUCUUUGUUUUCACCAAGCUUAGCGAAAGUUGUAGCCGCCCUUCUAGUCAUCGUUAACCUUGUUUUGUCAGACGGCAGCACGCACGCGAGAAGCGUAGGGAGGGCGAGACUCAAUGCAUCUGCUUCGAGGCGGGCUGCGCUCGAGGCGUCGUCUGCUAGAAACGUAGUCUGCUUCGAGAAUUCUUGAAGCGGAUGGCUCUGCAACGUGUCGUCUGCUCCAAGAAUUAGAAGCAAGCAGACAAUGUUUUCUUGGAGCCCCACCUAUUAACGUUGCUUGCAGCGCCUAGACUGUUUGGGGCAAUUGAUCUUUCCUACUGCUGUCUGCUGGAACCGUCUGUAGUGUUUUUGAAAAUGUGGAGUGGACGGCGCAUUACUGUGUCGUCUGCUUCCUCUGCGGCAAUAGAGGGAGCAGCAAAGUCUCCUUUGUUUUUUUGCAUAGCUCCAGUUGCGUUUCAGUCUGGGUUUGGUUGUGCGUCGAGACACUACCCUCUACGUCGUCCGAUAUGAUGGAUCGGCACCUCUUUGGAGCAGCGUCUGCUUGUUUCUAACCAGCUCGCUUUCAGUAGCACCAGUCAACCAAGUCCAGUCUGUGUCUGCGGUUAGAAAGCAAAGGGUAGCGAAAUCAUCCAAAAUAUGAAAUGUGUCUUUUGGCUCAGUUUUCUGUCAUAAACCUGAUGGAUUUUUAGGCUUCAAUUGCACCGUACCGACGCUACCUUUGUCGCCUCAUCACUCAAUCGUGUGCCUGCCUGACUAUGCUCGCGACACCGUUUUGUUUUGUUUUUUUCUCAGAAAGCCAGAGCACCAUCUUGGAGAGAAAGAGAGAGGUCUUUCCUGGGGGAAUUUGGUCUGCAGUGUUUUGAGCACAGCAGGGUUUAUGGAGGCAUCGUGUCCUAUUCCCAGGGUCUCUCCGAGCAGAGUCCCCGAGAGUUCCCGGGGUUACGCAUCUGGCAACCCCGACGAAAAUAGCACUUCCCAUCUGGCACAUCCAGCAUCGCCAUCUGUCGGGUCUGCCGCAUUGCGCUAGCCUCAUCCGUGUGCCGCCAGUUGACAGCGGUAACCUUUUAGCUGCCACGUUGCCAGUCCUGGGCCGCACCCUCGACGGCUCUCUCGAAGCAUGGAGCUCAUCCGGUGUCCACUAGAUGGCAUAAUGACUCUACCGUGCGUAAACCGCCGCCUCUGGUAGCAUGAUGGCCUCUCGCAGCUUCGCCCAAGUAGACUGUGUGGCAGCACUCGUAGGUGGCGCACGGAAGAUGUAUUACAAUUCGGUGGUGGACACUCGUUACUUGGUUUAAGCAUUUCUACGGAGCAGUACACUGUUGAGCGGUUCGUGUAGAUUGUAUCACUUGAGCCACAGUUCUAAACAGGGGCGGCCUUAGCAGCCCUUGACCACGAAACCCCAAUCGAUCAAUCUGAACUGGCUUCUUUUUUUUUGUGUUCUUUAAGCUGUGACCGCAGCAGCGCUGUUUCAUCUAAACCUUUGUGCAUGUAGUCACCACGUUGGGUGUGCCGGAUGACCCUUUGCUACCCUACGAGCACUCGGUGGAUCUGGCUUUGAGCUUGUAUGGAUGCAGAAAUGCGAUGGCAAUGCAUUGUCCCUGCUCCCCUUAUCCUUUUGCUCCCUCGUGAGGAAAUUCGAUUGCCGUGCUUCACAAAUGGUUGCCGUGCCCAGAACCUGCUGGCCCCUGCCUCGUUUCUUUCUCUUUCCUGCUUUAAAAAAAAUGUUCCGAGAAGCAAAAAUUAAAAAAAAAAAAGCAGCUGUUCUUUUUGUUGUUAGACUGAAGAAAAAAAAAAGGGUAUCAAUAAAAGGUCGUUUGUCAAAA
Molecule: messenger RNA, 3859 nt
Organism: Ixodes scapularis (black-legged tick)
Lineage: Eukaryota; Metazoa; Arthropoda; Arachnida; Ixodida; Ixodidae
Gene: Pka-R1
Product: cAMP-dependent protein kinase regulatory subunit
Exons: 11
Coding region: 208-1344 (378 amino acids)
Biological process (GO): regulation of protein phosphorylation
Cellular component (GO): cAMP-dependent protein kinase complex
Molecular function (GO): cAMP-dependent protein kinase regulator activity
Source: RefSeq, a predicted model, not a curated record